AUGGCAGCCCCGCUUGACGAGCUGCACCAGGGGAACUCUGGCAACAUGAGAUACACCAUAGGCACUUCUCGCAACCAGAAUGAACAUGCUCCACAGAACUCCAACGGUCAGUACCCAUACACUCCGCCAACCCAGGCAAACGGCAACGCAAAUGAAGUUCCGUACGAUAGUGAUGCCAGAUAUUCCUCCGAUAGCAGGACUGGAAGAAAGAGAUCCGUGGGUGGGCAAGGAGAACGGAGCAGAUCAAGAACAAAUGGCAGUGCCGGGAAGUCAUCCAAUUCGGGAACCAGACAAUGUAGAAAGUGUGGUGAGCCUCUGACUGGUCAGUUCGUCCGUGCGCUUGGGGGAACAUUUCACCUCGAUUGUUUCAAAUGCGCCGACUGCGGCCAAAUUGUCGCCUCGAAGUUCUUCCCUGUGGAUGCCGAGGAUGGAUCUGGACAAUUUCCCCUAUGCGAAACAGAUUACUUCCGCCGUCUGGACCUGCUAUGCUUCGAAUGCGGCGGCGCACUUCGUGGCUCCUACAUCACAGCCCUGGAUCGAAAAUAUCACAUCGAGCACUUCACAUGUUCGGUUUGUCCGACCGUUUUCGGCGCCCAGGACAGCUAUUACGAGCAUGACGGGAGAGUUUACUGCCACUACCACUACUCUACGCAGUUCGCGCAGCGGUGCAAUGGUUGUCAGACUGCUAUUUUGAAACAAUUUGUCGAGAUCUUCCGAAAUGGUCAGAACCAACAUUGGCACCCCGAAUGCUACAUGAUCCAUAAAUUCUGGAAUGUCCGACUUGCACAAUCUGAGGCAGUCGUGGAGAGGAGAGACAUGCACGCCCCCGUUACCGAGGAUGAGCGGGAAACAGUCAAGGAGGACGAGGAAAAGAUGGAGGACAAGGUCUAUCGAAUCUGGAGCACGCUAUCUACUUUCGAAGAAUCCUCUGCUUCCUGCAUCUCAGAUAUGCUUCUACAUGUCAGUAAUGGCGUCUACGUCGAUGGAGUCAUUGUUGCUCGGAAAUUCAUCUGGCAUGUGGAUAUCCUAUUCGGUGCUAUCGAUACCCUCGCAGCUUUGAUUAUCAAGGCUCAACUCAAAGAACUUGCCUAUGGCCGGGAAGCGAAAUUGCUAUGUAAGAAAGUUGUGGCGUUUUUCACGCUUCUCUCGAAAACUCAGGAGACUGGGGUGCGAAAACUUGGCGUCACUCAAGAACUCUUGUCCUUGGUUACUGGCCUGGCUCAUUACCUCAAGUUACUUAUUCGCAUUGGUCUCCAAGGAGCGCUGAAACUCGAACGUGAGAAGGGAUCUCCGGAAGGCCUUCAUGCUUUCUUGGAUGAGCUUGCCGACCUGGAAACAAUUAAAGAGCAGGAGAUGAAAUCACUGGAUCUACAAGAGAGUGUGGCAGGACUUGCGAGCCAAGAAUCAGACUGCUGCUCCGCGUGCAUGGAACCCAUCGACGACGAAUGUGUUAUGAUUUACGGCCGCAGAUGGCAUGUAAAGCCCCGUCAUCUUACUUGCAGCGUCUGCCAGCGAGAUUUGACCAGCGACCUCGGCAUUGCGAUGUAUAACGAAAGAGAAGAAAAGGUGUAUUGCGUUGAUCAUGCAAAACGGACGCCGGAUACGGUCUCAGGAUUCGCCCACGUCACGAAGUAA
Molecule: messenger RNA, 1635 nt
Organism: Fonsecaea monophora
Lineage: Eukaryota; Fungi; Ascomycota; Eurotiomycetes; Chaetothyriales; Herpotrichiellaceae
Exons: 1
Coding region: 1-1635 (544 amino acids)
Biological process (GO): actin cytoskeleton organization
Cellular component (GO): cytoplasm
Source: RefSeq, a predicted model, not a curated record